AUGAACGACGUGCUCACGCUUAUCACCGGCGUAUCCCGGCGUAUCCCGGCGUAUCUUGGCGCCUUGUUCCAAGGGCUCGUUGGCGGAUUUGUUCCACGCAUCAGCAAGACGCCAGCACCUAUGGCUUUGAGCAAUGGACUGGACGAUAAGCAAGAGGCGCAGCAUUAUGACGCCUUUGGGCAGACGGCUGUUAUCGUGGACUGUUCUAAUUCAGAGCAGCCGUGGUUACGACCCGAUGCCAAGAGACUCAAUUUGCUCACGCUCGCGGAGCUGGGAGAAAAGGAGAUUGGAGACGGCAUUGGUUCGGUCGUCUUGAACGUUCUGUCUCGAGCCUGCCUUGGCCUUGAAAGCAGCGAAGUUGGUGCUCUGCCUGUCAUCGACUACAUCAAAGCUGGAACGGGACUGGAGAACAUCUCCUCAGACCUCAAAGACGGUGCUCAGUACUUGCGGAAUCGCCAAGAGAAGGAGUGGACAAAGGAUCCCUGGGCGAGAGGAGCUCCUUGCCCAGUCAUGGGCCCAGGAGUCUUGACAAGUGACGCUGGAAAGGCUGUGCGUGAGCCCGUAAGCCACAUACAUUUCAUCGGAACUGAGACAUCUUUGGUCUGGAAAGGGUAUAUGGAAGGGGCGGUGCAAGCUGGUAUCAGGGGCGCAAAGGAAGUCAUCGCGGACUUGGCGGAGUGA
Messenger RNA from Colletotrichum gloeosporioides, 681 nucleotides. RefSeq names its product Amine oxidase [flavin-containing]. Gene Ontology annotation, molecular function: oxidoreductase activity. The record is from RefSeq and is a predicted model, not a curated record. The transcript has 4 exons. NCBI's taxonomy places the organism in Eukaryota, Fungi, Ascomycota, Sordariomycetes, Glomerellales, Glomerellaceae. Bases 1 to 681 code for a protein of 226 amino acids.